Anolis carolinensis (green anole) is the source of this 5933-nucleotide messenger RNA. It is a transcript of the gene zbtb38, whose product is annotated as zinc finger and BTB domain containing 38. NCBI's taxonomy places the organism in Eukaryota, Metazoa, Chordata, Lepidosauria, Squamata, Anolidae. Bases 1705 to 5259 code for a protein of 1184 amino acids. The transcript has 3 exons. The record is from RefSeq and is a predicted model, not a curated record. Gene Ontology annotation, molecular function: protein binding; DNA-binding transcription factor activity, RNA polymerase II-specific. Gene Ontology annotation, cellular component: nucleus. Gene Ontology annotation, biological process: regulation of transcription by RNA polymerase II.
AGUUUCUUUUAGGAAUGUGGGUGGCUCCUGCCCCUCAAUUGUGGGAAUUUUAGUCUAAUUCCCACAAUUGUCCUCCUUUAUCAUCCGUAUAAAAUGCUGGCAAUUUCUUUUAUGCAGGGGAACAAAAAAACAAAAAAAAAUACUUUAUUUCAAAAGUAAGAGGAAUUGCUGUUACAAGGAAAUUCAUACACACAUGUUCACGUUUGGUGUUGUUUAAGUGAAAUUUUGUAUUUUAAUGGUUUUUCGCGUGUAGAUGAGUAAAACCAUACUUCAGUGGCUGCAUCAACCUCCAUGGUGUCAGAAUGAAACUGUGCAACCAUAGCUGACACAAACCCUCUGAGGGGGAAAAAACCCAAUAAUACAACAGCAAAGAAAAAAAGAAAUAAAUAAUAAAGGAAGAAAUUCUGCAUUUUGUUCCUAGCACAAGAUGCAAAUCUGGAAUUUAUACUAUGGUAGAGCCUGUGCUUUUAGUCUGAUUAGACCGACCUUGUUUCAUUUCACUGCUCUGACAGCGAGGAACGUAUGUGUGCGACUUAAGUCAUCUUAGCAUUAUUUAGGUCACUAUGUUUAGGAGCCGUCUUUAGGGUCUUUCACUGCUGCGUCCGUAGAGCAAUGCAGGGGAUUGCGGCACGACAUUUUCUAAUAGGCAGGCAGUCAUCUUGUGAGCGCUUAAGGAUGGACGAGCAUUUUGUAACGUAAUCUGUGUACAGCAAAAUAGCUUCCGUUUAUGCCUUGCAGAUAUAUUUAGCUCUAACCCUGCUUGUGGUUAAGCAUGGUGCAGCACAGAUGCAGACAGCUGAUUCUGCAGCGAGCCAGACCCUCUGCACUUGUGAUUUCGUCAAUAUGCUCAGCCUUUUUAUAUUUAUAUAUAAUCCAAUGCAGAAUUGGACUGUAUGCAAUUGUGGUUUGGUCUUAGAAAAGAGCAGCAACUCAAGCAAACAACAGUACAAGCAAAUGGUUCAGAAAAUAAAGAAAACACAGCCAUAGUGUCACAUAUCUAGGACUUGAUACGUACUAUAUGAAAUUUUCUGUCAUCAAGAGGAUAUUUCUGCCGACGGUCUUUUCAUCCCUCCCUCCAGCAGGUAAAAGGCGCCUUCUGCUUGUCUUGAUAGAAGGAGACAGUCGUUCUGCAGACAGCUUUUGCGACAGAAUCUGAAAUCCUUCCGAGAGUAUCACUGACGAACACACAGCUUCGCUGAACACAGCACAGUAACAAUUCAUCUUGCAUCAUCAGUAGAUCACUUUCCCCCCUUUGUUCCUUCCCAUGCAGUAGCUUUAGGAGCCGGUAGCUGAUUUGCAAUGUCACUUAACAACAUUAAUCAGAUUCUGAUACUGCUGCGUUGAAGGAAGGGUAGCAGUGGACUAAUUUCCAGCAAAUGUGACAGGCUGGCCUUUGCGGUGGUCAUCUUGAAGCCUUGAACCUGCACAGAAGGGAAAAGGAAACCCUUGAGCUGCAGCUUAGGAAAACCCACCUUGGAUGAGGACAGGUCCUGCUCGCCCCCUCCUUUGCCACGUUCUCGCUUUCCCAUUGAUAAGUUCAGCUAUCUUGAUCACAGUCCGUUCAAGCAAGCUGAUUUUGAAGAUUGCUUCUGAGGGUUUUGGUUAUUUUGGGGGACGACCAAGAUUUCGGUGUCUUUCCAUCGCUUUAAAUACAAAUGGCUGGCUGGAAUACCAGGCUAAGACUUCAUUAAGGCAUAUAUACAGAUGACCAUCAUGUCUCACCUAAAAGAUCUGAAAGAUGACUUCCACAGCGACGCAGUCCUCUCCAUUUUAAACGAACAGCGCAUUCGAGGUGUUUUAUGUGAUGUCACGAUAAUUGUGGAAGACACCAAAUUUAAAGCCCACAGCAAUGUUCUGGCUGCUUCGAGCCUUUAUUUCAAAAAUAUUUUUUGGAGCCGUGCAAUUUGCAUUUCUGGACAUGUCCUGGAACUGGAGGAUCUUAAAGCCGAAGUGUUCACAGAAAUACUUAAUUACAUCUACAGUUCCACAGUAAUUGUUAAAAGACAGGAGGCUGUUUUAGACCUUGCAGCUGCAGGGAAGAAAUUGGGAAUAUCAUUUCUAGAAGACCUUACAGACAAGAACAUUUCAAAUUCUCCUUGCCUUUAUUCAUUAUGCAAUACUGAAAAAGGUGAAGUGAAAGAAGAGAAAAGACAAGAAGACUCCGCAAUCACAAAUGGACCAAGGAUCACAAAUGCAUACUCCAUUUAUGAAAAUGAAAAUUGUAAUAAUUUCUUUUCUCCUCUUGACCUCAGAGCAAGCUUUAAAAAAAUGCCAGAAAAAAAUAAAGGAUCUAAUAUUAGUCUAGAGAGGCAUGGUGCUGGCAAAGAUGUUGAGCGAGCAAGUACAUUAGCUGAGCACUCCUAUGCUGUUACUGCGGGUUGUGAAGUUUUUCAGCAAAAAUCCUUUUACCAUGAAAGUAGCCCACUUGAUAGAAUGGGUGAGGAUGGUUCUGAAACUGGCCAGUCAAUGCCUGUUAUUGAUUCAGUUGCUCAAACAUUUAAUACAUCACAGGCAGUUUUUAACUCCCAAAUCACUGAUAUACCUUCAAUACAGCUUUUGACCGUCAACGGAACCAAUGCAGUGGGUCAUCAAAAAGUAGUAAAUAAUCACACCUUUUCUUUUAAAAAAUCCCAUGCAAAUAGUGACACUGUUCUACCUUCCAAGGAUGAUGAAAAUAAUUCAGAUCGUAUUUCUGGAUCAAUAGUUGCAGUCAUUCCACAUGUUUAUAAUUGUAACUGUUGUAAUAAAUCAUUCAGUGAUGGAACUCAAUUCAGCGCCCAUCUCCAGCUCCACGUACAAGCUCAAGAAACAUUCAUUUGCAAAUAUUGUAACAAACAGUUUGAAACUGUAACUGAACUAGAAACCCAUGAGCAAGGAUGUGGAGAAUUAGAUAAUUGUGAAAAUGAGCAGAAUUGCUUGGAUAAUUUUGUUAUUUCGAAUGGACAAACAGUCACUUCAUAUAUAAGCCCAGAAUCCACAAUAACUGGAAAUGAGCUGGCGGAUUAUUCUGCCACAAACUGCACAAUGCCAGAAACAGACCACUUUGUUAAAGUUGUUGAUGGGCAAGUACUUUAUACUUGCAGUGUUUGCAAACGUGCCUAUGUUACUUUAUCUAGUCUCCGAAGACAUUCAAAUGUUCAUUCAUGGAGAAGAACAUACCCUUGCCAUUACUGCAAUAAAGUGUUUGCAUUAGCUGAAUACCGUACAAGACACGAAAUCUGGCACACAGGAGAAAGACGGUAUCAGUGUAUUUUCUGCCUUGAGACAUUUAUGACAUACUACAUACUCAAAAACCACCAGAAGUCUUUCCAUGCAAUUGACCACCGACUUGGAGUAAAUAAGAAAACUGCAAAUGGUGGCUUGAAACCAGGUGCAUAUCCCUAUAAACUUUAUAGGCUUUUGCCUAUGAAAUGCAAAAGGCCACCAUAUAAGAGCUAUGGCAGCACAUCAUAUGAAAGCAUACAAACUAGCAUACAAGUUACCGAAGACACUUCUAGUACCUGCAUUAUUCAGAACACUGUCACUUCUGAACUGCCAUCCCUGAAUUUCCCACAUAGUAUAUUGCCAAACCCAACUCCAUGUAAUGAUGCAACCGCAGCUCCUGUGAAUACUCCAAUUAUUAUUUCUCCUUGGGAAGCUACUGUAUCAGAAGCAGAACUCAAAAAUGAUAUUUGUACUAUUGAAAUACCAUUGUCCUCUACUCAUCUUAAUUCUGGCCCUCAAGAUUGUGAUUCCUCUCUUCAAAUUGUUAGUAACAGCAAUGCCAGUGAAAAUUCAGCCUCUGUUAUUAACUAUAAUAAUUCACCACCUUCAGUCAUAAUGCAUAGUAGUAGAAUUUCUUCUGUAAUCAUGCACAGUAAUGCUGUGAAUGCAGUAAGUAGUACAGAAACUUCAGACUUUACAACCAGCCAAGUAGCAAAUGAUGACCACAUACAUGGUUCAGAGGAUAGUAAAAGCAAUAUUAGAACAAGGAGCAAUAAGGAGAAGAAAAGGACAUUGUUAUACAAUGAAGAAGAGACAUCAGACAAUUUACAAUAUAUGGCAAAUGCAGCUAUGUCUUCUGACAUAUCAACUGACCCUUUUGAAUCCUCAGAUAAGACUGAGACCUACAUUGCAAAGCCCGCAUUACCAGGAACAUCUGCUGACAGCAAUGUUGCCCCUCUUUGUCAAAUAACAGUUAAGAUAGGUAAUGAAGCCAUUGUGAAAAGGCAUAUUCUGGGGUCCAAACUAUUUUACAGAAAAGACCGAAAAUCUAAAUAUGAAUCCAAAGAAGAUCAUACAGCUCAAAUUGCAGAACGGGAGAAGAGAGAGAGAAGCACAUCUCGAGUUUGCAGGUCAGACUACAUUGAACUCAAUGAAAUGUGUGAUGAUGUCAGCGACCAUGACUCCAACGAUAAACCAUGGCGGCCAUAUUACAAUUACAAGCCAAAAAAGAAAUCAAAACAGCUAAGGAAAAUAAGAAAGGCAAGAUGGAGAGAAAAACAUAAGAGCCGAAAUUCCUACCGAGAAAGUGAAAAGACGCAUGUCACAAGCUAUGCACUUAGGAACAUUCCUGAAGAAAAAGUCCUCCAACAAGAAGAAGAGAAGAAUAUGCCAAGCCUUCCCUGUGAACUCUGCGAAAAAGAUAACACUUCUGCUGAAAAGGCCGCGGAUAAUUUACACUGGGACACAACUACAUUUGAGUCCUAUACUUGUGAAUUAUGCCAAAAAAGCUUUCAGAGCCCAUCUGCUCUAAGAAUGCAUAUGCGAUGCCACACAGGAGAGAAACCCUACACUUGCAAAACAUGUGGGAAGAGCUUUUCAAUAUCAGGAAACUUACAUAAGCAUGAACGCAUCCAUUCGGGUGUAAAGGAUUUCAUCUGCCAGUACUGUAACAAGGCAUUCAGUCUAAAUGAGACACUCAAAAUACACGAGAGAAUCCAUACUGGAGAAAAGCGCUACCAGUGUCAGUUUUGCUUCCAGGGUUUCUUAUACCUUUCUACCAAAAGAAAUCAUGAGCAAAGACAUAAGCGAGAGAACAAUGGGAAAGGAUAUGCAUGUGUUCAGUGUCCCAAAGUUUGCAAGACGGCGGCAGCUCUUGGAAUGCAUCAGAAGAAGCAUUUAUUCAAAACGCCGAAGCAAGAAGAUAGAGAUGAUCAUUUGUUUCAUGAAAGUACUAAGCCAUUUGUAAGUCAACAUUUCAUUGACACAGAUAGACUGGAAACAGUUAAACCUUUACUAAAUGUAGGUGCAGAUGAGCAUGAAACAAGCAGUACUUAGAAAAAUCCCAUUUGUUGUUGUACUUUGAGUGAAAAGAACAUAGAACAAAGAAAAUUAAAAGAACAUGAGUAUAACAAAUUGAUUGUGGGACAUUCUAAAAAUGGAGGUAUUGUUUUUCUAUAUAAAUAUAUUUCAUGUAUUACAUGAAAAAGUAUGCCAUAAGAGCAAAAAUGGAAAUUGUAUAGCACUUCCCAUAUAGUAUGAAGGAUAGACAUCCAGAAAGGCAUUUUACACCCCACAGGAACAAUCUAUAGUUAAAUAGAGGCAAAUAAGAAUAUGUGUAAUUGAUUUUUUUAAUUGCUAUUACAAAGUAAUUCACUAUUUAACUAAAUCAUGUUCAGUUUAGAACCGUUCUGAACAGAAUAAAGAGAAAAUAUAUACACUGAGAGUAUGAAAAUGUUAAAAGUGUUUAUUCAAUAGGUUGUAGAAAUCACACCUUGUAUUAAUAUCCAAAAUUUAAUGUUAAUUUGUUUCAAAUUCCACACUGUAAUUUGAAAGUUUAGUUUAGCUAUAAUCUAAUGUAUGCAUUGUACAGCAUCUGGUAAAGAUUAUAAAGUUUAUUAUUUGUGGGGGAAAUGCAUCCAGAUAUUAUAAAGCCUGAAAAAGUUCCUACAGAAUAACCUUGUGAGGGCUAAUGAGAAUAAUAUAAUAAUUAAUAAAUUUUUGUAUUUUAA